This is a messenger RNA of Anguilla rostrata (American eel), 3308 nucleotides long. It is a transcript of the gene cul3b, whose product is annotated as cullin 3b. The transcript is spliced from 16 exons. The record is from RefSeq and is a predicted model, not a curated record. Bases 171 to 2474 code for a protein of 767 amino acids. Gene Ontology annotation, cellular component: Cul3-RING ubiquitin ligase complex. Gene Ontology annotation, biological process: protein ubiquitination; ubiquitin-dependent protein catabolic process. NCBI's taxonomy places the organism in Eukaryota, Metazoa, Chordata, Actinopteri, Anguilliformes, Anguillidae. Gene Ontology annotation, molecular function: ubiquitin protein ligase binding.
CGCAGUGCGCUCGCAGUCCGCCAUCACCGAGCAGAACCAGCGGGGCAGAGCUGCGAGUGGAGACGAUAACAGCCCGGAGAGGGACGUAGACCCACGGAGUGGUUCUCCCACCUCCACGCUUCCUUAAAAUAUUAUUUCAUGUUAAUAUAGAGACGACAGACUAACUAAACAUGUCUAACCUCAGCAAAGGGGGCACCAAGAAGGACACCAAAAUGAGGAUACGGGCUUUUCCUAUGACCAUGGAUGAGAAGUAUGUGAACAACAUCUGGGACCUUCUGAAGAACGCCAUCCAGGAGAUCCAGCGCAAGAACAACAGCGGGCUGAGCUUUGAGGAGCUGUACAGGAACGCCUACACCAUGGUUCUGCACAAGCACGGCGAGAAACUCUACACAGGCCUGAGAGAAGUGGUUACAGAGCACCUAAUCAACAAAGUACGAGAAGACGUACUUAAUUCUUUAAAUAAUAAUUUUUUGCAAACGUUGAACCAAGCGUGGAAUGACCACCAGACUGCCAUGGUCAUGAUCAGAGACAUUCUGAUGUACAUGGACCGGGUUUACGUGCAGCAGAAUAACGUGGAGAACGUGUACAAUCUGGGCCUCAUCAUCUUCAGAGACCAGGUGGUGCGUUAUGGCUGCAUAAGAGACCACCUGCGGCUCACCCUGCUCGACAUGAUCGCCCGCGAGAGGAAGGGAGAGGUGGUGGACAGGGGAGCCAUUCGGAACGCCUGCCAGAUGCUCAUGAUUCUGGGGCUCGAGGGCCGGUCAGUGUAUGAAGAGGAUUUUGAGGCCCCGUUUUUAGAAAUGUCUGCUGAAUUUUUCCAGAUGGAAAGUCAGAAGUUUUUGGCAGAAAACAGCGCCAGUGUUUACAUUAAGAAGGUGGAGGCCAGGAUUAAUGAAGAGAUGGAGCGCGUGAUGCACUGCCUGGACAAGUCGACGGAGGAGCCCAUCGUGAAGGUGGUGGAGCGGGAGCUCAUCUCCAAACACAUGAAGACCAUAGUGGAGAUGGAGAACUCCGGCCUCGUGCACAUGCUGAAGAACGGAAAGACUGAAGAUCUGGCCUGUAUGUACAAGCUGUUCAGCCGCGUGCCCAAUGGCCUGAAGACCAUGUGUGAGUGCAUGAGCUCGUACCUGCGGGAGCAGGGCAAGGCCCUAGUGUCCGAGGAGGGCGAGGGCAAGAACCCUGUGGAUUACAUCCAGGGGCUGCUGGACCUGAAGAGCCGUUUCGACCGCUUCCUGCAGGAGUCCUUCAACAAUGAUCGGCUGUUCAAGCAGACCAUCGCCGGGGACUUUGAGUACUUCCUCAACCUGAACUCACGCUCGCCUGAGUACCUCUCGCUCUUCAUCGAUGACAAGCUGAAGAAGGGAGUCAAAGGGCUGACGGAGCAGGAGGUGGAGUCGAUUCUGGACAAGGCCAUGGUGCUGUUCCGCUUCAUGCAGGAGAAAGACGUGUUUGAGCGCUACUACAAGCAGCAUCUCGCUCGACGGUUGCUCACCAACAAGAGCGUGUCGGACGACUCGGAGAAGAACAUGAUCUCCAAACUGAAGACGGAGUGUGGCUGUCAGUUCACCUCUAAACUGGAAGGAAUGUUCCGGGACAUGAGCAUCUCAAACACAACCAUGGAUGAGUUCCGCCAGCACCUACAGUCCACUGGGCUGUCUUUGGGAGGAGUAGACCUGACAGUAAGAGUGCUCACCACAGGUUACUGGCCCACUCAGUCAGCCACGCCCAAGUGUAACAUCCCCCCCUCUCCCCGCCACGCCUUCGAGGUCUUCAGGAGGUUUUACUUGGCGAAGCACAGCGGAAGGCAGCUGACCCUGCAACACCACAUGGGCUCCGCAGACCUGAACGCCACUUUCUACGGGCCCAUUAAAAAGGAGGACGGCUCAGAGGUGGGAGUGGGCGGGGCCCAGGUAACAGGCUCCAACACCAGGAAGCACAUACUGCAGGUGUCCACCUUCCAGAUGACCAUACUCAUGCUCUUCAACAACAGAGAAAAGUCCACCUUCGAGGAGAUCCAGCAGGAGACGGACAUCCCCGAGCGGGAGCUGGUGCGGGCGCUGCAGUCGCUGGCCUGUGGCAAAACCACCCAGCGCGUCCUCACCAAGGAGCCCAAGUCCAAGGAGAUCGAGAACGGCCACGUCUUCACCGUCAACGACCAGUUCACCUCCAAACUGCACCGAGUCAAGAUCCAGACCGUCGCUGCCAAACAGGGGGAAUCGGACCCCGAGCGGAAGGAGACGCGGCAGAAGGUGGAUGACGACAGGAAGCACGAGAUCGAGGCGGCCAUCGUCCGCAUCAUGAAGUCCAGGAAGAAGAUGCAGCACAAUGUGCUGGUGGCAGAGGUGACCCAGCAGCUGCGGGCGAGGUUCCUGCCCAGCCCGGUGGUGAUUAAGAAGCGCAUCGAAGGACUGAUUGAGAGGGAAUAUUUGGCACGAACACCCGAGGAUCGCAAAGUGUACACUUAUGUGGCGUAAACGAGUGCCGUGGGAAGAACACACUUCUGGACUAUGUUAUGCGCAUGAACUUGGAAGUUCCUUUUAACUAUGAAUACUGGGAAACUGAUUUUUACCUCCAUAACGAAAUAGAAAAUAACACAAAAAAAUCCAUUAAAUGUUGACAGUGUUUAAAAUGGGCCUCUUCUCCGUGUGAGAGUUCCAGUGCGGAUGGAUCCCGCUGUUCUGCUCCUGCACACACCGCCUCUCAACACGCCGCGCAGAAAGGUGACCGUGGCACAUAAUCGUUUGCAAACCUGUUCAGAAAGGAAAAGAAAUAAAACAUCAGCUCAGGCGGGUUGCACAUAGAAAGUUCCUCUGUCCCCAGUUUUUAAUGUUGCUGUACGUGUUAUGUUAGUGUUUUGUGGCGCCAUGCUGGUUGUACAGGUUGUCUGACACAAUUGGUCUUUAAUUCUGCUUUGAGGGUUAAUCCCAAGUUUAAAAUAUAAAUAUAUUUUUAUUGCUGGUUUGCAGAGUGAUGGCAGUGGCUUGAGAGCAUGCUAUAUUUUCUAGAAUGGAGCAAUUCACACAAGCUCUAAGUUUUUUUUUUUUGUUUUUUUUUUUUGAGGGUGUGGGUACUAUUGUAAAAUGAUCAUCCCGAUAAAUAUUUUUUUAAUAUUAGGUCCUUCCAAUUAGAGUUCACACUGGGGUUAGGGUUCUCCUGGCAUUUUAGAAGGAACCAAAUGAACAUGUUUUAAUGUGUAUAAAGUGUAAAAUAAUAAUUACUGUUCUCACUGUGCAGACUGUACAGGGCCUUGUUUUCAUCAUAUUAAAUGUAGAAAAAGAAAAUAAAAAAUAAAUGCUGUUACUGUUUUA